This is a messenger RNA of Ooceraea biroi (clonal raider ant), 1762 nucleotides long. RefSeq lists its product as uncharacterized. NCBI's taxonomy places the organism in Eukaryota, Metazoa, Arthropoda, Insecta, Hymenoptera, Formicidae. The record is from RefSeq and is a predicted model, not a curated record.
UAGUCUGCGUGGCGCGGCUGUCAUUGGCUGUCUCAUUCUUCUCCUUGAUCCACACGACGGCUGUUCGGGCAUGUCGCUGUUCGCCUGUUGCGUUCGUCGGAAUCGACGGCGAGCCGCAGAAGCACGCCAGCAAGCGCUGUUGAAGGAACCACCAGAGAUAUCAUGGGAGAACACGCUCGGCUCUCCCCACGGCGUGCCCUUCGACGACGACACGAAGGAAUUGCUCAAGAGCUGCCUCGACGUCUCCGUGCCUCCGCCGACCAACCUGGCGGAGCUAAUCAAGCGGAGCAAUGCGUUUCCCGUAAAGUUCCCGAUUAGCACCAUGAGGUGCGCCGCUCUAAGGGACAGAGGGAUCGGCGCGGAGACCGUCGAGUUAAACGCGAACUCGGUGUAUCCGCUAAUACACGAGGCGAUGCUGCCGUUGAUCGCUCGAUGGUUGAAACACAAGCGAUUGCACGGUAGCGUCGUCGAAAAAGCCGUGUACAAGGAUAUGAGUCUCAUCCAAUUCAUUCAUCGCUUGCUGGAGAACAGGGCGGUCUGCUUCUACAAUCCUGACGAUCGGUGGAAAUUAAUCGACAAUCAAACAGGCAUCGACGGGUGGGAGAACAUCGGUACUGAUCAUGAGAAGGAACCGUUGGUUCUUUCGAAGUGCUUGAGCUAUGACGAGAUCAAGUUAUCGGCGAUGAUGAUAGUGUCGUCUCACACAGAGUUUAUAAACGACGGCGCGCGAAAGAAUAGAGGCAUCGUAAGCAGUGACCCAGACGCCGUCCAACCACGAGGAGUUAUUAUGGGUGUCAUAGGCACAAGAUUCGCAAGGCCUCGAGCGAUGGAAUAUCAGGACAUCAUCAUCACACCACUACAAAACAAUGUAGAUAACGGAUACGGAUCCCCGGCGGAGAAUGCACCCGAGGAAAAGUACGGGAUGCGCGUUUUAUGGGCGAAGUUUUACGGCGAGGAUUAUCACCCGCUCUACGAGGAGACUGUGAAGCGCGUUAAAUCGAAAGAUAACAAGCGUUAUCUAUCGCUAACUAACCAGACGAUCUUCGAUAUCGAGAAUUACAUGAAGAGGACCUUGCUCUCCGUAGAAAUAAUAUUGUUAGACGCGAACACCCGCGCCGAGAAGCAUAAUACCACCGCUUUCUUACACGUCGUCGGCUUCGGCCUCGGUGUCUGGAGAGUACUUCAAAAUCAGGAGAUCUAUUUCUUAAAAACAUUUGAGAUCGCCAUCAGAAAGAUGAACAAGAAGCUCAAGUACGUCUCCGACAUCAUGUUCGCUUACUUCCGACAGCAGAAAUGCGGCGGCGCGGGAAACGGCGAUUACCUCGGCGACAUAAAAAUUCACUUUGCCCUGAGGGAGCCUCACAGCAGGCUGUUCCGAUCCGCCGACGCGAAUAAACUGCUGAUCGUGACUUAUGCCUGGGACGGAAACGCGUUACCAGGGAACGAAUUUUGGAGCGGCUCUCUCGAGAGCAGCAGCGAUCCAGCGGCGGCAUGCAGCACCCAAGUAACCGAGCUGCAUAACUCGAGAAUCAAUCCGCGCGCGUGUGGCGAGAGCUUGCACGUUGCCUCCGCGGAACACGGAAUUCUGCACAUAUCUGAUUACGCGAGGCUCCAUCUUACUUAGGAAAGGGCUGGCCCGGCGAUCAACAGCGGGCAACGAAGACCAUCUCGAUCACCGCGCAGUCAGCGUAGCCGCAGCGCGGACGUGGACUGCCUGAAGAAGUACACGGAGCGUCGCGUGGAGGAACGUCGGCACACGGAA